Molecule: messenger RNA, 1482 nt
Organism: Lagenorhynchus albirostris (white-beaked dolphin)
Lineage: Eukaryota; Metazoa; Chordata; Mammalia; Artiodactyla; Delphinidae
Gene: CTF1
Product: cardiotrophin 1
Exons: 2
Coding region: 1-801 (266 amino acids)
Source: RefSeq, a predicted model, not a curated record
AUGAUUUGGGGACAGGGAACACAUUUCAGGAGAACAACCGUUUGGCAAAUGUCUGGUGCCCUAUUUUCCCUCAGUUGGAAUGGGACAGAACCUGCCUGGCUUAAAAGGUGGAGAAUUCAGAGUGGAGCUUCCGGGUUCAGGAAGAGCCAGCCUGGAAGAAGUGGUCAAGAAGCAAGGGGUUGGGGUGCCCUCAUUCCUCCCCCCCUUUUCCCACCAGAGGACCCCCAGGCUGACUCCUCAAUCUCACCCCUUCCCCACUUGGAGUCCAAGAUCCAACAGACACACAGCCUUGCCCGCCUCCUCACCAAAUAUGCUGAGCAGCUGCUCCAGGAAUAUGUGCAGCACCAGGGAGACCCCUUCGGGCUGCCUGGCUUCUCGCCCCCGCGGCUGCCGGUGGCCGAUCUGAGCGCCCCGGCCCCGGGCCACGCGGGCCUGCCGGUGCCCGAGCGCCUGCGGCUGGACGAGGCGGCGCUAGCCGCGCUGCCACCGCUGCUGGACGUCGUGCGCCGCCGCCAGGCCGAGCUGAACCCGCGCGCGCUGCGCCUGCUGCGGCGCCUGGAGGACGCGGCGCGCCAGGCGCGGGCCCUGGGCGCCGCCGUGGAGGCCGUGCUGGCCGCUCUGGGCGCCGAGACCCGCGGGCCCCGACCGGAGCCCGCCGCCGCCGCCAUUGCCGCGGCCACUGUCACUGCGGGCGUCUUCCCGGCCAAGGUGCUGGGGCUCCGCGUGUGCGGCCUCUACCGCGAGUGGGUGAGCCGCACCGAGGCCGACCUAGGCCAGCUGGCGCCCGGGGGCCCGGCCUAAGAGCGGGGCACGCGCCGCAGCUCGCGGUCCCCUCCUGGGCCGUCUCCCCCUCUCCAUCCCUCUCCAUCUCCAGCAGCGUCUCUGUGUUCUCCGACCGUCUCCAUCUCUCUAUUUGCUUUGUACACUCUCGAUCUCUUUUUCUCCCUGGGGCCUCCUUGUCUCCGUCUGUGACUUCCCAUGUCUAUCACUUCCUUGCUUUCCCCCUCUUCUUCUCCAUCGCUUGGGCCUGCCUCGCUGAGGAUCUCUGUCUCCCCUUCUCCCCAUCUCUUGCCUCCUCUUGGCCCCAUGUGAGCAUGUGUACAUCUGCGCCUCAUCUCAAGGGGACACCUGGCACUCUGUUUCCCUCUGUCCUUCUCUCUGUCCUUUCCUGGCCAGGGACAUGUCUGCUGACCCUGUGGUGGGUGGGCUCCUCCAGACAAAUUUCAGCCACCUUCCCCCAGGGUCACUCCACCUGCUGCUCUCCCCCUCCCACAUCCCACCCUUUGCGGCCCUGCCUCCUCUGCCUUUGAUGUCCUUUCCCUUCUUCCCCUCCCUCUGCCCUAUCCCUCCCUGUACCUUCCCUUCCCCCCAAGUUAGGUCUACUGGAGAGAAAAAAUCACCCCUUAAAAAGAGUUUUAUUUACGAGAAUAAAUUAAUUUUUUGUAAAUAAAAUGUUUAAAAAUAAAAAGAACACUAAAGUUA